GAAAAAUGGUGGGAGAUAACACAUGUCAAUUGUGUGGUGAACAUCAGGAGACAACAAACCAUCUGAUCUUCCAAUGCAGAAACAACAAGGAAAUAUGGAACAUGACACCAUCUAUCCGGACACCAGAUGGUUCUUGGACGUCACCAAAGGACAAGGCUGGAAUUGGUUGGGCUCUAUUCAACUCUGAAGCAAAAGUUAUAUUGGAAGGAAAGGCAGCAAUAGAACCAGUCAAUUCUCCACUAGAAGCUGAAGCAGAAGCAUUGAGAAUGGCGAUAAUAAAAUUGAGGAAGCUAAGAUAUUACACAGUCACCUUCUAUGGAGAUUCCUCUGAUCUUUAUGAUACAAUCUCAAAACAAUCUCAUCAAGCUUGCCACAUCACUUCGAAAGGAACUCAUUGUCCAACUCACAUGAAAGAUAUUGUCAAUCUGGCAAGAGGGAACGAAUACAACUUUUGCUUCCAAAAGAUUGAAAGGUCUCGUAAUGUUGUUGCAGAUAAAUUAGCUAAAGAGGGGUAGGAUUACAAACUCAA
Brassica oleracea var. oleracea is the source of this 529-nucleotide messenger RNA. RefSeq lists its product as uncharacterized. NCBI's taxonomy places the organism in Eukaryota, Viridiplantae, Streptophyta, Magnoliopsida, Brassicales, Brassicaceae. The record is from RefSeq and is a predicted model, not a curated record. The coding region runs from base 6 to 515 and encodes 169 amino acids. Gene Ontology annotation, molecular function: nucleic acid binding; RNA-DNA hybrid ribonuclease activity. The transcript has 2 exons.